Messenger RNA from Sinocyclocheilus rhinocerous, 630 nucleotides. RefSeq lists its product as uncharacterized. The annotation marks the transcript as partial. NCBI's taxonomy places the organism in Eukaryota, Metazoa, Chordata, Actinopteri, Cypriniformes, Cyprinidae. The transcript has a single exon. The record is from RefSeq and is a predicted model, not a curated record.
GAGGACCUCGAGACAUGGCUAAGUGUUGCAACAGACAGCCUCCUACCUAAGGCUGCUGAAACACUGAAGCAUCAGACACAGGACCAGCUGGAUGACAACAUAACAAGCCUUAUGAGACAAGACCCAAGUCAGAGCUACAGUCACAAAGAAUUAGCAAAGAUCACUGGCUCCUUAAGCCACACACUCAUCGCCACCCUCAAGCUGAGCGACAGCCACGCCGCCCAUAUCCAGCAGGAGCUGACAUACGCACAGCGACGCAUCGAGCAGCUAGAACUGGAGGCUCAGGAACGACGGGAAGGGCCUGAUGAGGUGGAACAAGGCACCGAGGAAGAGAUCAACAGGCUUAAAGGGACCCUAGCAGAUACUACCCAAGAAAUAGAACAAGUCAAGGCAGACUACACUGAACGCUCUAACAAGUUACAGUAUGCAGCACAGCUACUGGAAAAGGCAAAGGCUGACUUCAGAGAAAAGAACAGCAGAAUCAAAGCCCUUGAAACUCACCUGGAUGAGUCAAGAAACGAGAUCAGCCGCCUAACACGACAGCACGACUACAUUAAAGAGGAAUCCGAUAGUUUCAGAGAUGAACUCAAACACGCCUACGAAUUGUGCCGUGAGCCGUCGAGGACAUGA